UAGAAAAUGGUGGCGAUUUUCCAAGAAGCCAAACCGAAGCUCCUCAAGUUGUACGCGAAGUAUGCGCAAGAACAUGCUCCGAAGCCGUCUCUUCGGAAUAAAAGCGACAGCCCGGAGGGAGAAGACGCUUCGGUUGUCACGCCUCAGCCAAUUUCGUCUACGUGGCCCCUACUGCUCUCAGCGGUAGGUUUAAGAAGCAUGUUGUACGACUGCGGCAUGUUCUGCUCCGGCACAACUGAGCAACAGGAAGCGCUAUUCAAUCGUGCUGUGGAGCAAAGUUUCUCGGGAAUGCGUGAGCUGGAGCGUAUUGAAGAUCGGAUGAUUGUCUUCAGUGAGUUCCUCGAGAUCACCGCUCGUGUUGCAUUAGCCGUACUCGAAAGCGAAAACGAGCUGCCACCUCGAGAUGCCAUCAAACUCGCGCUCGAAGCUUUGCGGAGCCUGCCCCUCAAGUCUGAACCUUCCAAAGCGAGGAAGUAGACAGGAUAUCUUUCAACUGGAUACCUUGCGAACAGCGUGUUCAAUGACUCAUCAGAGCUUACACGUCCUGUUUGCUUCAGUAAUGGCCGCGAAUAAGAUUGUAUAUCACUUCAACUUAAGCUUUUAGGUACAUGCCAAGCAACAACAAACUCGAACAAAUAACAAUUGAAACAACUAAA
Molecule: messenger RNA, 656 nt
Organism: Phytophthora nicotianae INRA-310
Lineage: Eukaryota; Oomycota; Peronosporomycetes; Peronosporales; Peronosporaceae
Exons: 1
Coding region: 7-477 (156 amino acids)
Source: RefSeq, a predicted model, not a curated record